AUGUUGGUCUUGAAUUUCGUUUUGGAAAAUGAACGUGGAAAUGAUUUGACGGAAGUGGCUUUCCGUACUUUUGGAUUGCUUUUGGAAACAAUUAUUAUGGCAACUUCAGAGCAGCAAGUCCCUCCCAAUGGUCCUACUGCAGAUAUUGUUGGUAAUGCCUUUGUUGAUCAAUACUAUCAUAUGCUGCAUGAAAGCCCUGAACUGGUGCAUAGGUUUUACCAAGAUGUCAGUAAGCUUGGCCGUCCUGAACAGAAUGGUAUAAUGGGUAUUACAACCUCGAUGAUUGAGAUUAACAAGAAGAUACUAUCACUGGGUUAUGGUGAACUUAGUGCAGAGAUUGUAUCUGUGGAUUCACAAGACUCCUAUGGUGGAGGAGUCAUUGUGUUAGUCACUGGGUUUAUGAUAGGAAAGGAUGACAUUAAGCGUAAAUUUACUCAAUGUUUCUUUCUUGCUCCCCAAGAGAAAGGCUACUUUGUUCUGAAUGAUGCUUUCAGAUAUGUUGAUGAAAAGGGGCAUGAAGGGCCUGCUCAUGAUACUGUAUCUCCUGUCCAUCCUGACAUUGUUGCUGAUCCUUCUGUGCUGGAGACACCAGAUGCAGAGCAAAUGACUGUUACAGUUGAGGUUGAAGAGGCAGUCUACAAUACAGAAAAUAAUCAGCCUUCGAUUGAAGAAGAGGAAGAACCUGUUGCUGAGGUUCUUGAUGAAAGUCCUGAUUCUUCUCAGAUGGUAACUGGAAUGACAUCUCCAAUUGAAGAUCUUCCAAAGAUGUCUUAUGCCUCUAUUGUGAAGGUCAUGAAAGAGGGUGUUGUGCUGUCUUCCCCUGUGACAACGGUUUCUGUGAAAUAUGCUCAUAAGAACCCUGAACAUAAACAGGGUGCUGCUGCUGCACCUACACCACCUAUAUCAGAGACCAAUGGUUCUAGUGUAAACACUAAUGGAAUCGGUAACAUUCAAGAAGAAGCCGAAGCUGAGGGCUAUUCCAUAUAUGUGAAGGGUCUGUCUUCAACUGCUACACCUGCCCUCUUGGAGAGUGAGUUUAAGAAGUUUGGACCUAUUAAGAGUGGUGGUAUCCAAGUUAGGACCCAAAAGGGAUUUUCCUUUGGCUUUGUGGAGUUUGAAGUGCCAAGUGCUGUGCAACGUGCUCUUGAGGUUGUCAUCAUAUUCCCAUUAUUUAUUAUCCUUCUACUCUAUUAA
Molecule: messenger RNA, 1194 nt
Organism: Sphenostylis stenocarpa
Lineage: Eukaryota; Viridiplantae; Streptophyta; Magnoliopsida; Fabales; Fabaceae
Source: the annotation of a GenBank genome assembly